Baudoinia panamericana UAMH 10762 is the source of this 1671-nucleotide messenger RNA. RefSeq lists its product as uncharacterized. Bases 322 to 1545 code for a protein of 407 amino acids. The record is from RefSeq and is a predicted model, not a curated record. Lineage: Eukaryota; Fungi; Ascomycota; Dothideomycetes; Mycosphaerellales; Teratosphaeriaceae. The transcript is spliced from 2 exons. Gene Ontology annotation, molecular function: S-adenosylmethionine-dependent methyltransferase activity.
AGGGGUAGCGGAAACAUCGAGGUUUAGCAUACGGAAUGCGUAUAUGGAAGGCACGGACCUUUUCUAGCGUCCGUCUAGCGAAACCUCUUCUUCUUACUCCGUUCAUCCCCUCUUCCAUCCUGGACCAUCGUCGUUUGCGUGUGAAGUGAAGAAAGAGAGCCACUCAGGCUUGCAGCCAGGAGUCUCUGCGUCUGUGAACAUCUAUCUGGCAAAAUCAAUAGUACAUAGCCCGCCCACAGUAUCCAAAGCGCACAAAUCUUGGACGUUCAUUCCCAACAUCUGAACGGCAGCCGGCACGAGACAGCGCUGCACGAAGCUCGAAUGUUCGAUCCACUGUCCGAUCCAGAAGAGCGGGCGGUACUCCACGCCGCACUCGAUAGCUUCCGUCAAUACCGCCAUGCGGCUCACUACAAUGUCACCCACCUGAGACGUCAGGCUUUUUACAGCUUACCUUACGCUCAUAUUGACCUACUUGCUGAACCACCGUUCUCUCUGCCGAAGACUUUCGAGGCGGUCGAUGAUGCUAUUGACUCCAAUGGCGACAUCGCAGAGGCAAUUCUGGCCUUUGGGGUUCCCGCUUUUGGCAUUGCAGACGAUUCGUGGAAAGGUCAUGCUACACCGAGCGACAUGGACAAAGCACGCCUGACCAUCUGUCAGCUAUACCGUGAGUGGUCGGUAGAAGGCUUGUCUGAAAGGCAUGCUUCCUUCUCUCCCAUACUCUCGGCUCUUGAAACACAUCUGCCCAAGGCGAGGAUUGAGGGCCGUCACCACUGCCGCAUACUCGUUCCUGGGGCGGGUCUCGGAAGGCUAGUCUUCGAAUUGUACGUGGCAGGCUACACUGUGGAAGGUAAUGAGAUUUCCUAUCAUCAACUCCUCGCCUCCAACUACAUAUUGAACGGGACACAGAGUGCAGGCCAGCACAAGCUAUACCCUUUUGCUCUGACCUUUACCAACCACCUCAAACGAAGCGAUCAGCUUCGUGCCGUGGCUGUGCCUGACAUACACCCUGCGACAAUAUUACAAGAAGCUCAAGGCAGGAUGCCUCCCCAUAUGAAACAUAUUGCGCGAAUGAGCAUGUCAGCAGGCGACUUCUGUGCAUUGUAUCGCAGGCCAGAGUACGAAAGCUGCUUCGAUGCCGUAACAACAUGCUUUUUCAUUGACACAGCGCCGAAUUUGAUCAAUUACAUAGAGGCUGUUAAGCACUGUCUUAGGCCCGGCGCAGUCUGGAUCAAUCUAGGCCCGCUGCUUUGGCACUUUGACGCAGCGCCGCAUCCGGCUCACAGGAGGAAAUCGACUGCUUCGAGCCACCCACAACGGGAUGAGAUGGGCGACAACGAGACCGGCGAAGGCUAUGCGUCAGGUAUUGGACAACCGGGCUCAUUCGAACUGUCAAACGAUGAGGUUCAUGCCCUGGUGCGCCACUUUGGGUUCGAUAUCACUGACCAAGCAGAGAUGCCGGCUGGAGCAGCGGGAUAUAACCAAGAUUCUGCUAGUAUGCUACAAGACAUCUAUAGGCCUAGCUUCUGGGUCGCGAAGAAGAGGUGAAACACCGCGGCAGAUGAUCCAACAAGUAUCUAAAAUGUCACCGGCCGCCUCGGCUAGAACGCCAACGCUAUCUGGUCCAGUCUGAUACACAUCAGGCGCGUUGGAGAUGUGAAAAGAAGUGUUCUA